AGCAAAAAGCUUUGAGACAAGUGUGAAUGUGUUUGAUUAUCAUUUUCUACACAAAUUCAUACAUUAUACAAAUUCUUUUUUUGUAUUUUAAUCUCCUAAUUAGCCUUUAUUUCCCCCAGUUGGAUAAUAACUACUGCAGCAAUAUUACUGCUGAAAUCAAUCAUCACUGAAGGAUUCGUAAUUGUCCAGAAAUUACUGCUAGAACUGCCCGAUAAUCUGGUCGAACGACUACCCCCUGCGAAUUAAAGUAGUACCGUCAAACCAUAGUGUAAUUUCGAACCAAUCCAAUGUCUUUGUUUCAUCGCAGUCUGUUCUAUCUACUCCUAGUGCUCAAUGCAGCCUCUAUGAUCGUGGCCCUGCCUGGGUACAAGCUGACACCAUUUAUUACACGCGUACAAAUGACGAGUAAUUUAAAGUACCUAAACCUUACGGCACAAGUUAAAUCCUCGUCAAAUGAAAACCUCAUCGAUAUUGACAUGAAUGUGAUCCAACCGCUUGCAAACCCUCGUAUAUCCAUUGUCCUCUGGCUUAAUUUAGGAGCUGGUGCGAUUCAGGCACCUUUCUACAACCAAACGAUCAACGUGUGCACCAUCAUCCGCAGCCCGGAAACGCACCGUCUGGUGCAGAUCGUCUAUCGGGAGAUGAAGCGCCACGGAAACAUGCCGCUCGGUUGCCCGAUAGCUGUCGAUGUCUACAAGUUUCGCAACGUUACCACCGGACAGAUGCGUUUGCCAGCAUUUUUUGGCAGGGCAGACUUCAUGCUGGAUGUCAACGGUUUGCUAGGAAGCGCUAAUAUACGUACGUUUGACAGCCGCUGGUAUGGGUUCAUUAACGGCAUCAAAUGUACCUCAACUAGCCGUUGCUGAACUGGUGCGAACUGAUGAAUCUAUAUAGAUGGAAUUGGGAAUAGAUAAUAAAGAA
This is a messenger RNA of Anopheles gambiae (African malaria mosquito), 921 nucleotides long. RefSeq lists its product as uncharacterized. The record is from RefSeq and is a predicted model, not a curated record. Bases 288 to 866 code for a protein of 192 amino acids. The transcript is spliced from 2 exons. NCBI's taxonomy places the organism in Eukaryota, Metazoa, Arthropoda, Insecta, Diptera, Culicidae.